AUGUGUGUUCGCUUUGGCUUCGGCGUGGCUUGCAUCCUGGUGACCUACCUGUUGACCCCGCUGAAGCGUACAGGCACCGACAAAGAGCGGCUGGACUACAUCAAGAGCUUGAACCGGCGCUGCGCGGAGCGAGUUCUGGAGCUCAUCCUGGGCCUGAAGGGCUACUACAUCAAGGCGGCGCAGACCUUGUGCGGCGCCGGGCAGUUCCCACCGGAGUUCGACGAGGUCUUUGCUGUUCUGCUGGACCAGUGCCCGCAGGAGCCCUACGAGGUGAUCGCGAGCAUCCUGGAAGAUCAGCUGGGAUGCGGAAUAGACGAAGUCUUCGAAGACUUCGACCCGGAGGCCGUUGCAGCCGCCUCCAUCGCCCAGGUGCACUUUGCACGGCUGAAGGACGGCACGGAGGUGGCGGUCAAGGUCCAGUAUCCGGACGUUGAACGUUUCUUCCAGAUGGACGUUGCCACAGUGUCUUUUGCGCUGCAGUUGCUGGGCAUGGGCAGCCAAGUCAACGAGAUCUUCGCCACCAUUCAGGCCCAGUUCAAGCAGGAGUUCGACUUCACUGCGGAGGCAGACAUCAUGCGGGAGGUGGCUGACAGUGUCAUGCCCAACUUUGGGCAGCACAUCGACAUCCCGCUGCCGAUCGAUGAGCAGCACCCGUCAUGCCCGGAGGCUGGGAGCCUUUGCACCGCCAAGGUGCUGACCAUGGAGCGCCUGCAAGGAAAGCCCAUCCGUCAGCAUGCCAUCCCCCUGAUGACCAUGUUUGCGGAGGCGCACGGCAUGAGCUGGGAGGAGCUGAAGAGGAUCUUGGAGUCCAAGGACGUGUCAAAGGUGGACUUGAGCAAUGCCGCGGUUCGCCGAGUUCUCCGCAUGGGCCGCAUCAGCGAGUGGCAAAGCCGGGUGCUGGCGAUGGGCAUGAAGGCGCGGAACUGUGCUGGAAGGAUGGUGGGCGCCUGCGCAGAGGGCAUUUGCAAGAUUGCGAUUGUGAACGACCUGUCGCUGGAGGAGCAGUGGUAUGUAUACCACAAGACAAGAGAACUCAAGGAGGCCAUCCGCACCGGGGUGGACCUGGACAAGUUCCGGCUCCACAACACCGAGUCCGCGGUGUACACCAUCUUCAUGGAGGACUCCACCCGCACCAAGGAGUCCUUCCGCAACGCCGCAGAGUUCCACGGGAUGAAGGUGAACGUUUUCGAUGCCAAGACCUCCUCUUUUCAGAAGAACGAGACCAUCACGGACACCAUCAAGAUGCUCUGUGGCUAUUCCACCGGCCAAAGCCUCUUCGUGAUCCGCUCCAAGGUGGAGGGUGUUUGCCGGUGGCUGGAGGAGGCCAUCACCAAGUACUGCCGGCAGCGGGGCUACCCCCGCGCCAGUUUCAUCAAUGCAGGCGAUGGCCGACACGAGCACCCAUCCCAGGAGAUGUUGGACGAGUUUAGCUUUCUGGAGCAGAAAGGUUGGGACACCUCCAGCAUCCACCUGGCGCUGAUCGGUGAUCUCUUCCAUGGCCGAACCGUACACUCCAAGGUGGACGGCCUCAGGAUCUACCGGAAGGUCUUUGUGGACCUGGUGGCUCCCUCUGAGCUCGCCCUCCCCAAGAUGUACGAAGACCGGAUGGUGGCCCGGGGCUACGUGGUCAGGAGAUUCGCCUCCAUCGAGGAGUACCUGGCUCAAGAAAAGGUGGCGAAGAUUUGGUACUUCACUCGGCUUCAGCUGGAGCGGAUGGGUGACAAGGUGCUGGACAAGGCCGCGGAGCUGCGGAAGGCGGUGACCAUGCAGCGGGAGUUUGUGGACAGCUUGCCCGAGGGCACCAAGUUCUUCCACCCCUUGCCCCGAGACGCCAAGAACCCGGUGCUGCCGUAUUGGCUGGAUGCCACGGAGCUGAACGGCUGGGAUCAGCAGUCCCAGAAUGGCUACUUCACGCGUAUCAUCCUGCUGGGCAUGCUAGGCGGGCACUUCGGGGAAGACUUCCGUGCGGAUCCGCAGGUGCGCAUGCCGGGCAGCCCGGGGCUGCUGUCGCCGGGCCUGGCCCAAGGCGACCUCUCUCCCACCAACCAUGACAUGCCGGACGACCUGGACCUGGGCUACUCCCCGGCGUUUUUGGCCGCCACGGACUUCAUCAAGGAGGUGGCCAUGGUGGCGGAUGAGCCUUCCCCGGACAAGCUCAGCCAGGAGGUGGGUCUGGUGCCAAUCGCCAACGGCAUUAUCAUCGACAACUUGGCCGCCGGCCAGAGCAUUGAGCAGGUGUGGAGCCUCAUGUACAUGGUCCGGGACAUCUUGGACCUCCACGGCGUGGGGGGCCAGGGCGUGCGGGAAUCCACCAAGUUCCCAGGCAAAGGCAGCGGCUUCAUCUCGGUGCCGGACGUAGACAUCAGCUCUUGGGACAGGCAGCCCCUGAAGCGCUUGGCGGCCAUGGCGCCGGGUAGCACCUUGAAGGUCAUGAAGCAGGGCAGCCUGGAGCGCGAGUUCCGGCUUCAGGUCCCGCCGAGAGUUUACAACUUCAAGGACAUCUCGUGCAAGAACACGGCCUGCGUGUCCCACGCAAGCCAAAUGCAACACGAAGUGGAGGCCUUCUUCGAGCGCUGCCGUCAAUCAGGCGAAGAACAACAGGACGCGCUGGCGUUCAACUGCAAGUACUGCGAGACGCAGCACACCUUUUGGGAGAUCUGGAACUACGAGUUCUAUCGGCCCACCGAGUUCGCCAUCUAA
This is a messenger RNA of Effrenium voratum, 2700 nucleotides long. Lineage: Eukaryota; Dinophyceae; Suessiales; Symbiodiniaceae. The record is from the annotation of a GenBank genome assembly.